UUCAUUUUGUUUUCACUCAAUCUGAUUGGGUGGGCCUGACUCCCCAGUGGGUGGGCCUGUGUCCACCCAAGCACACUCAUGCCUACGCUCCUGACGCAAACUGUGCAUGAUUACUCAAAUGGCCAUCAUAAAUAGCCUGGAGCGGCAGGUAGCCUCCUUCCUUGCUCCUGGCCUGCCUCUUCCACCAAUCCAUUUGUUUCUUAUGGACGGAAAAGAGCAGAAGCUGUGAACUGUCCGAUCAUGUCCAUUGUUUACUGAGGUCGCCUAGUGGUUAAAGCGUUGAGCCAGUAACCAACAUUUUGCUGGAUCAAAUCUGACAAGCUGACAAGGUAAAAAGUCUGCCAUUCUGCCCCUGGGCAAGGCAGUUAACUUAAAUAAGAAUGAGUUCUUAACUGACUUGCCAAGUUAAAUAAAAAUUAACUAACCAAGAAGUUGGACUAAACUUUUUCAAUACCAUUGUUGCUUGUGCUAGAUAUCACAAAUUGAAACGUCUUUCCUACCCUACCGACUACGGAUGACAUUCUUCCGUUGAGCGGCUUCGUGCCAAAACCAGUUGAGAGCGGUGCGCUUUUGCUGCCUGCAGAGGAUAUCCAACUGAAACUACAACACUUAUUAAUUUAACGUGACACUUUUUUUAUUUUAUCUGUAACGUUUAAUCUAUCGUCAAUGUAGAGAGCGUAGAAUGUUGUUCUUCAGCAAGUGAAAAUGGUACUAACGUUACGUAGACUUGAACAGUAUUUCCUCCUUGGUUUUCAUUUUGUGCUUGUAUUUGGAAAGGAUUGUGGUCCAGCAGAAUACAAAACUAAUGAUGGUCAGUGCUGCCCUAUGUGUAAUAAAGGCUUGGUGGUCCGGAGAGAUUGUACAAUAGAGUCCAGCACAUCUUGUAUGCCCUGUAUCAGAGGGACCUUCAUGAACGAGGCCAAUGGUCUAACCAAGUGCUUUCCCUGCAGUCCCUGUGACCCAGGACAGGGCCUGUUCACUCAGACCGAGUGCAAACCAACAAGUAACACAGUCUGCCACGUUCUAGAUGGAUACUACUGUAGAAGCUACUCAUCCAACUCUGAGUGUAGCUUUGCAGUAGAACAUACACACUGUUCACCGGGACAGAGUACUAAAUCACCUGGUACAAAGACAACAGAUACCAUGUGUGAGGAGUGUCAGGAUGGCUUUUACUCACAACAUGGUGUGAACUGCACUGCUUGGACUGAUUGUGCAGCAAUGGGACGCAUGAAGACUGAAGAUGGAAAUUCUAGACAAGAUGUUAUUUGUAACAAAGUGCCACCAAGGAUCCAUACCACUCUAAUAGUUCCAUUAUUAUUAUUAGGCCUAACAGUUGCUGCACUGUUUGGUUUCUACCUGGCAAGAGCUAAACGUAAGAAAGGUUCCUGUGCAAGAAACGGGACAUCUACAAGUAUCUACCAGUAACUCCCUAGUGGAAACAGCAGAGAAUGUGCCUGGUAAUGUUGUAACUGAUUGACAGUCAGCAUCCACUAAACUCAGAUGAAGUGCCAUGAAUGCAUGCAGAUACCCAGAAGGCUGUAAAACAUGAAUCGAGUACUUGUGAUAUGCAAUGCAUUUGCUCCUGCAUUUUGACUAUUAAGUAUACUUAUCUGGAGUGGACUGUUGAAUACAGUGAAUGCCAAGAGUGUGCAAAGCUGUCAUCAAGCAAAGGGUGGCUACUUUGAAGAAUCUCAAAUAUUAAAUGUAUUUUGUACUUUUUUGGUUACUACAUGAUUCCAUAUGUGUUAUUUCAAAGUUUUGAUGUCUUCACUAUUAUUCUACAAUGUAGAGAAUAGGUAGGUGUGUCCAAACUUGACUAUGUGUAUAAAAAGUAUACAGUAAAGUAUUAUAGAGAUUAUAACAGAACAUGGCCAAGAUGUUCAAAUGUUCAUAAAUGACCAGCAUGGUCCAAUAAUAAUAAGGCAGAACAGUUGAAACUGGAGCAGCGGCACGGCCAGGUGGACCGGGGACAGCAAGGAGUCAUCUUGUCAGGUAGUCCUCAGGCAUGGUCCUAGGGCUCAGGUCCUCCGAGAGAGAGAAAGAAAGAGAGAAUUAGAGUGAGCACACUUAAAUUCACAUAGGACACCGAAUAGGACAGGAGAAGUACUCCAGAUAUAUCAAACUGACCCUAGCCCCCUGACACAUAAACUACUGCAGCAUAAAUACUGGAGGCUGAGACAGGAGGGGUCAGGAGACACUGUGGCCCCAUCCGAGGACACCCCCGGACAGGGCCAAACAGGAAGGAUAUAACCCCACCCACUUUGUCAAAGCACAGCCCCCACACCACUAGAGGGAUAUCUUCAACCACCAACUUACCAUCCUGAGACAAGGCUGAGUAUAGCCCACAAAGAUCUCCGCCACGGCAGAACCCAAGGGGGGGCGCCAACCCAGACAGGAUGACCACAUCAGUGACUCAACCUUUGUAUGAGGACAAUCAGAAGUGUCCAUGAGCAUAUGCAGGGCAUCUUUUUUUGUAUUGAUUGCUGCUUUCUUUUACAUUGUAGUGGUUGUUGUAUUGUUGUGAUCAGGGUAACCUUGGAAAUGAGACUCUGGUCUCAAUGGGUUUUCCCUGAAUAGAUACAGAAUAAUAUAAAAACAUUGUCCCAGUU
This is a messenger RNA of Oncorhynchus kisutch (coho salmon), 2609 nucleotides long. RefSeq names its product tumor necrosis factor receptor superfamily member 14. Gene Ontology annotation, biological process: positive regulation of cytokine production involved in immune response; defense response to Gram-negative bacterium; positive regulation of peptidyl-tyrosine phosphorylation. The transcript is spliced from 9 exons. Gene Ontology annotation, cellular component: external side of plasma membrane; membrane. The record is from RefSeq and is a predicted model, not a curated record. NCBI's taxonomy places the organism in Eukaryota, Metazoa, Chordata, Actinopteri, Salmoniformes, Salmonidae. Bases 706 to 1425 code for a protein of 239 amino acids. Gene Ontology annotation, molecular function: protein binding; transmembrane signaling receptor activity.